Molecule: messenger RNA, 710 nt
Organism: Myotis brandtii (Brandt's bat)
Lineage: Eukaryota; Metazoa; Chordata; Mammalia; Chiroptera; Vespertilionidae
Product: HRAS-like suppressor 3
Exons: 4
Coding region: 88-681 (197 amino acids)
Biological process (GO): N-acylphosphatidylethanolamine metabolic process
Cellular component (GO): cytoplasm
Molecular function (GO): glycerophospholipid phospholipase A1 activity; A2-type glycerophospholipase activity
Source: RefSeq, a predicted model, not a curated record
CUGGGCUGGGUCAGAGGGAAAAGGAAACUAUUGAUCAUAGAAGGCUGGGCCCGAGGCAGCAGCACACAGACACAGCUGCACAGGAGGAUGGCUCCGUCACAGGCUGAACCAAAACCUGGAGACCUGAUUGAGAUUUUCCACAUACUAGGCAUCGCGCACUGGGCCGUCUACGUGGGGGACGGCUACGUGGUGCACCUGGGUCCUCCAGGUGAACUCGCGGGAAUUACGUUGGCCAAAUUCAUGGUCUCCGGGUCCGAGGGGGCCAUAGUGAAGAAGGAGCUGCUGUCCAAAGUGGCCGGGAAACGCAAGUACCGUGUCAAUAACAAGCAUGACCGGAAGUACUCUCCGAGGCCUCCCAGCAAAAUUGUGCAGCAGGCGGAGGAGCUGGUGGGGCAGGAGAUUUACUACAAGCUGACCAGCGACAACUGUGAGCACUUUGUGAAUGAGCUGCGCUACGGAGUCUCCCGCUGCGACCAGGUCACUGAAGCACUCCUUGCCGCCUUGAGGAUAGUCGGCCUGAUUAUACUUGGCAUGGCAGUCGGCCUACAAGCUGGCGUGGCAGCAGGCAUACCAGUUGGCAUGGCAGCAGGUGCAGCAGUGGGCAUACCAGUUGGCAUGGCAGCAGGCAUCAUCGGAACGAGUGUGGUCAUCCUGGGCAUCCACAGGACCCUACAGGACUGAGGCGAGCAGCAGAAGCGGUGAGGUCAAGG